Lentinula edodes (shiitake mushroom) is the source of this 917-nucleotide messenger RNA. RefSeq names its product RNAse P Rpr2/Rpp21/SNM1 subunit domain-containing protein. NCBI's taxonomy places the organism in Eukaryota, Fungi, Basidiomycota, Agaricomycetes, Agaricales, Omphalotaceae. Gene Ontology annotation, cellular component: nucleolar ribonuclease P complex. Gene Ontology annotation, biological process: tRNA processing. Bases 61 to 834 code for a protein of 257 amino acids. The transcript has 4 exons. The record is from RefSeq and is a predicted model, not a curated record.
UAUACUGUAUGCGAUUUCGUUCGCCUGAGCUCAAGGGUCCUAUCGAAAUUUUGUUCAGUGAUGUGUGUCAUUUUGUGCUUCUUACCACCACCACCUCCUCCAUCAGUCAUGGGCAAAAAGCCGAAGAACGACAUCCCAAAUCCGAGCAGCAUCUCUAAUCGGGACGUUAUCCAACGGUUGAAUUUUUUGUACCAAGCAAGCGUUUACCUUAACAACAUUCACUCGUCUUCGCCGUCAACGCCUGUGUCAUCCUCAUCUCAGCCAGUCAAUGAAUCCACUUCUAGGAAAAACGAGGGCAAGAAAAGUAAAAAGAAAAGGAUCGUACAGCUCAAUGAUCUUUCAAGAAGUUACAUAGAGACGAUGAAAUCGGUUGGAACAAAAACUACUGUUCAAGUGGACCCUUCAGUGAAACGGACACUCUGUAAAGGAUGCAAUGUUGUGCUUGUUCCCGGCUCAACAGCCUCUGUUAGGACGAGAAGGUCCUCUACUCAUGGACACAUCAUGAUUUACACAUGUUCAGGAUGUAAGCAUUACUCCAGGAUCCCUGCUGCCCCGAUUCUCAGACCAGGUGGAGAACCUACCGCCUCCGAAAUGGUCGCAGUAGCCAUGAAUGUCGAUGUACCUCAGGCUCAAACAGAGAUACAAUCCAUCUCACAAGCAUGUUUAUCGGAGCACCAACAGCCAAAUAAUCAGAUCAAGACGAGGAAGAAGAAAAGCAUUCAGCCCCGUCUUCCCCAAUUAUUUGCUCGGGAUGCUGGUCACAUCGUGUAUGCGGGUAACGAACAGCUCCCAACGUCAAAUGGAUCUUGGGAUGAUGGAAUAUACAUAACUUGAGGAUCAACAGUUCAAGGCAAUGAAACUUAGCCUAUCGUUAGAUAUGUAUAUCUUUGUUGAAUCGUUCGGUGUAACUGUACAAU